Rhododendron vialii is the source of this 1747-nucleotide messenger RNA. Its product is annotated as GDSL esterase/lipase At3g26430. Bases 280 to 1464 code for a protein of 394 amino acids. NCBI's taxonomy places the organism in Eukaryota, Viridiplantae, Streptophyta, Magnoliopsida, Ericales, Ericaceae. Gene Ontology annotation, molecular function: hydrolase activity, acting on ester bonds. The record is from RefSeq and is a predicted model, not a curated record. The transcript is spliced from 5 exons.
AUCUCAUUUUUUUCCGACCCUCGUGUCUGGACCAUGCAUCUCAACUAAUUAUUUCUCUGGUCUUGUCAAAGCAAUGUCAUCUAUGUCGAGACCAGAAAAUUCACAAAAAAUGACUUGAUUCUAAUAAUUCAACCGUGAUCAAUUAUGUAGGGAGGAAACUACCGACCAACCGUACUAAUCUUUGGGCUGUUCUCAUCUCCUUUUUAUUUACAUAAUUGCACGACAACACUUCCGUCCAAUCAAUCUUCUUCUCCUGUUAUCUCUUUCAAACUCUUUCUCAUGGAGGGGCACUCUCAUUGCCUGAGUUCUACUAUUACUACUCUAUUGCUACUACUUUCAGCAAUCUCUGUUCCGAAUCCAGUGUUUGGCACAGCCACUUGUGAUUUUCCGGCGAUAUUCAACUUCGGCGACUCGAAUUCCGACACCGGCGGCUUGUCUGCGGCAUUCGGGCAAGCGGGUCCGCCCCACGGCGAGUCGUAUUUCCACCGCCCUGCCGGACGGUACUGCGACGGUCGUCUAGUAGUCGAUUUUAUAGCUGAAAGUUUCGGACUACCAUAUCUCAGCGCUUACCUUGAUGCAGUGGGCUCCAACUUCACCCACGGAGCCAAUUUCGCCACAGCGGGAUCCACCGUUAGACCUCAGAACACGACUCUUCAUCAAAGCGGCUAUAGUCCCUUUUCAUUGAACGUUCAAUUUUAUCAGUUCAGUGACUUCCACCGCCGGUCACAGUUUUUUCGUAACCAAGGAGGAGUUUUCAAGGGACUUCUACCGGAAGGGGAAGAUUUUUCUCGAGCUUUGUACACAUUCGAUAUCGGCCAAAAUGAUCUGACUGCUGGUUAUUUUCUCAACAUGUCGACCGAUCAAGUUAGAGCGUAUGUUCCCGAUGUUUUGGAUCAAUUCAGUGUAGUUGUUAAGUCUAUAUAUGCUCAAGGGGGUAGAUCAUUUUGGAUACACAAUACUGGUCCAGUGGGGUGCCUUCCGUACGUGAUGGACCGGCUGCCAAUCACGGCAGGACAGGUGGACAAGGCCGGAUGCGCGAGCCCUUUCAAUGAGGUGGCCCAGUAUUUUAACAAGAAGUUGAAAGAAGCUGUGGGCAGGCUCCGACUGGAUCUUCCAUUGGCAGCACUCACAUAUGUUGAUGUAUAUUCACUUAAGUACUCUCUCAUCAGCCAAGCCCAUCACUAUGGAUUUGUGCACCCGCUGCAAGCUUGUUGCGGCCAUGGUGGGAAGUACAACUACAACCCGCAUAUCGGGUGUGGAGGGAAAAUUACAGUGCACGGCAAGGAAGUAUUAGUAGGAAAGCCAUGUCAAGAUCCUUCAGUCGCGAUCAACUGGGAUGGGGUACACUUCACACAGGCAGCUAACAAGUGGGUUUUCGAUCGGAUUGUGGAUGGUUCGUUUUCCGACCCUCCGAUUCCAUUGAAAAUGGCCUGCCACAGGCACCCACCCAGCACAUUGAAGUGAUCAACAAUGUGCUUGCUAAGUCACUGGAAAUACUUGGGUUUUUUUUUCGAAGAGUUCUUUGUUCACUGUAUUUGUAAGUCUGCUGUUGCUGUGGCAUUGUGGCACUGUAAUGUGGAAGGUGACUUGAGCUUAACUGAUGAGAAAUUUCACAGGAUGGUAAUAAGUGGUAACAAUUUUCAUUGGCCAGGGUUCAUGCUUUGCCAAUGUGACUAUAAUCUUGUUCCGCUAAGGGAAACAAGUAUAUUUGUACUAAUUUUUUAAUUAAAUGUGCUGUAUUAUGAUA